AUGCGCCGCCAUGUUCUGAAAGGCUUCAUGAUGGCCGCUCCAGCUGCAUCGGUCCUCGCAGUGCCUGCCCGAGGCAUUUUCACGCCGUGGGGGUCUGUCCCGCUUGAGGAAUGGGCGUCGACGGAGUCUUGGUUGAAGCGCAUCACCAACAGGUCAAAGUAUCGUAGCUUUGAGUUCUGCCAUGUCCCAGAGGUUGAGCCUCCUCUGGGUGUUAAACUCUCCGCGGUGGAGCAGUACCUGCUCAGCUGCGUGGAGGACGACACCAACCGCCUUAUGAAUAUAUCCUGGACGUAUGAUUUUGACUCAUUCUGGAAAGACCGCGUGAACUCUCACGAUCUCCUCUAUAAGGCUUUAUACCUGAAUCAGUUUCCGUUUUACAGGUUUUUUUUUGGAGACUGCUCAAGCAACGAGGCAGGACGGAAACACAUUGAAAAAAAGCUGAAUUAUCUCAAGGCUGUACUGCACUGGGCAGGGAAGACGGAGAGGCGCUAUACGGCUAUAAUGAAGGCCAGAUUUACGAUGCAGCGCGAGAUCUGGAAUUCGCUGGAGCGCGAGCGGUACCUCAUGGGGUGCGUGGAAAUCGUAGAAUCCUUCAAGAAGAAGGUGCCAGAGGAGUUUGCUGCAAAGGCCAUUGCGGAACUUGAAACCGAACUCAGCAGCAUGCGGCACUGGGUGUGGGACUGUCCCAACGCGAAAAGGACAUACAAGCAGUUAGCGUGA
This is a messenger RNA of Trypanosoma rangeli, 720 nucleotides long. Its product is annotated as succinate dehydrogenase subunit. Bases 1 to 720 code for a protein of 239 amino acids. Lineage: Eukaryota; Euglenozoa; Kinetoplastea; Trypanosomatida; Trypanosomatidae. The record is from RefSeq and is a predicted model, not a curated record. The transcript has a single exon.